Molecule: messenger RNA, 769 nt
Organism: Hyposmocoma kahamanoa
Lineage: Eukaryota; Metazoa; Arthropoda; Insecta; Lepidoptera; Cosmopterigidae
Gene: CPG15
Product: ctenidin-3-like
Exons: 4
Coding region: 88-744 (218 amino acids)
Source: RefSeq, a predicted model, not a curated record
GCCCUCGGUACCUGAGUGGGAGAUGCCACUUCACAUAUAUAACGCCAAACCACCGACCCCUCAGCAAGCAGUUACCACAGCUUCAACAUGAAGGUAUUCGUGUGUCUGUUAGCAAUGGCCGUAGUCACAAGAGCCGGAUUUCUCGGCGGUGGCGGAGGCGGCGGCUGGUCCGGCGGUGGCGGUGGUGGUUACGGCGGUGGCGGCGGCGGUUACGGCGGCGGCGGCGGCGGUUGGAAAAUCAGCAGCGGCGGAGGCGGUGGUGGCUGGAAAAGCGGAGGAGGCGGUGGUGGCUGGAAAAGCGGAGGAGGCGGUGGAUGGUCCGGCGGCGGCGGUGGAUGGUCCAGCGGCGGAGGCGGCGGUGGCUGGAAAAGCGGAGGCGGUGGUGGCGGCUGGUCCGGCGGCGGUGGCGGCAGUGGUGGACAAGUGAAAAUAAUCAAAAUCAUCACCACUGGCGGAGGCGGAGGCGGUAUGUUCAUAUUAUUUUCUUUACCUAAGUAUUUGCUAGUUAUUAUUUUCAUACAGUACCUACAUAUUAUUUUGAACUUCAGCCAUGGAGGCGGCGGCUACGGCGGCGGCGGCGGCGGCGGCCACGGCGGCGGCGGCGGCGGCUAUGGAGGCGGUGGCUGGUCUAGCGGUGGCGGCGGCGGUGGCUGGAAACUGGGUGGAGGUAGCAGCGGUUGGUCCAGCGGCGGAGGCGGCGGUGGCUGGAAAAGCGGCGGCGGCGGUUCCUCUGGCUGGUGGUGAUCUUAAUUUAUUGAUGUGAUAUACC